Messenger RNA from Perca fluviatilis (European perch), 3072 nucleotides. RefSeq names its product SPT7 like, STAGA complex subunit gamma (gene supt7l). Bases 263 to 1552 code for a protein of 429 amino acids. The record is from RefSeq and is a predicted model, not a curated record. NCBI's taxonomy places the organism in Eukaryota, Metazoa, Chordata, Actinopteri, Perciformes, Percidae. Gene Ontology annotation, molecular function: protein heterodimerization activity; transcription coactivator activity. The transcript has 5 exons. Gene Ontology annotation, cellular component: SAGA complex.
AACACGACCGCACGGCAUUAUAAUGGAAUGUGUCAUGGUUGCGCCAGUCAAAAUAAAUGGUUUGUUGCGGAACUAAACAUCCCGUUCAGUUGUUCACCCGAGUUUCUUUUGCAACAAGGACGAAAAGGCUUAACGUUGGUUCCUGUGCAACUUCCUUCAAAGAUAAAAGGGCCAUUAACCAACAUACGUUUCAUCCGUCCCUGUGUAAUAUUCAAUAAGAGUUUCAAUCCGGCUUGUGUCCUUCCGGCUUUCAUCCCUCAUCAUGAUGCGUUACUGGGGUGAGAUCCCCGGGCCUGCGGGGGCUCCUCCCAGUCGCAGCUCCUUUGACCUGCUCCAGCGUGAGUUUCGCUCGGUAGAGAUGCAGGACCCUCCCCUGCACCAGCCCUCGGCCCAGCGGCCGCGGCCCACCACAAUGUUGGACAUCCCCUCAGAGCCCUGCAGCCUCACCAUCCACACAGUGCAGCUGUGUCAGCAUGCCCGCCGCCUCCGUGGCCUCUUGUCAACGGCCCAAGCUCAGGGUCAGAGCUCAGCGUCUUCGGAGGGUGGCAGCAAGCUGGAGGAGGCGGAUACCAACCUGCCCCUGCGUCCUCCCACCCCACCUGUCAUGCCAGAUGACUUGCUACCUGUGGACAGCAAAGCCCCGCGGCAGCCCUUCGUGCUCCGCCACAGUGACCCUGAAAGUGACUUCUAUAAGGGUAAAGGCGAGCCUGUCACAGAGCUGAGUUGGCCCUCCUGCAGGCCACUCCUCUAUCAGUCAGUGGCCACCAUCUUGGCCCACGCUGGCUUUGAGUCGGCCCAGGAGAGCGUGCUGGAGACCCUGACCGACCUGGUCCAUGAGCAUUACCUGCGCCUGUCGCGCAUGCUGCGGGUGGCGGUGGACCGGGAGGCUCGGCUUGGAGCAAGUCCCUUUCCAGACGUGGUAGAGCAAGUGUUCCAUGAGGUGGGCAUUGGCAGCGUGCUGGCCCUGCAGCGCUUCUGGCAAGUGCGGAUCAAGGACUAUCACAGCUACAUGCUGCAGGUGAGUAAAGAUCUGUCGGAGGAAUAUGAACGACUGGUGAACCCAGAUAAGGCUCUGGAGGACUCUAAGCCCCCGAGGAUCAAGGAGGAGCCCAUGAGUGACAUCUCUUUCCCUGUUAGCGAGGAGCCUGAGGCCGACCUGGCCUCUGGGGACCAAGCUCUGCCCAUGGGGGUCCUCGGGACCCACGCUGAGAGGCUGGCUUCAGGCCUGGAGGGUGACCAUUCUCCCCACACCUCAGGUGGGGGCGGAGCCAACAACUCCCCACUGUGGCCACAGGUGAAAAUGGAGCCACAGGAUGGCGAGGAGGGCCAGGGUGCCGGCCAUCACCACCACCAUCACCACGGUGUCUUGGGUGGAGAUGUGUUCGAGGAGGGGGGGCCCAUGUCCACCAUGAGCGAGUCAGGAGGAGCCAUGGCGCCGUCUCCCGGAGGCGCGGCGUCAGACGCCAGCUACGCUUCACAUUCUCCCGACUCCUUGAUGAGCACCUCGCCCGUCUUCAACCAACGACCUAAGAAACGGGCGAAGAAGAUGUAAGGCAGUAUUUGUGGAUGCAAUAAGCUCUGAGAUGUGGACUCACCAGCAAGUCUUCCACGUUUGGUAUCCUGCAACGAAAUGAAGUGAAACACACCACUUGUACGCCGUAGGACUCAUCUGCAGCUGCAUAGCACUGCAUAAACUGACUGAGACAGUAAUGUCAUGAACAAACUGAACAGAUGUAAAAAAAAAAAAAAAAAAUUGUUUAUUUGUAUGAGUAUGCAUGUAUAGUUUCACUCCAAAUAGUUGAAGAUGUUGCCAUUGAAUUUGUAAUGGGGUUUAUUGUCAAAUCUUCAUCUUCUGAAGUAUCAGUUUUGUUUGAGUUAUUGAGUGGGUUUCAGAAAAUAUAGGAGGGUUACAAUUAGCCUAAUGAAUAGAAGAACAGGAAAGCCAAGUUGUCCAAAACAAAUAAUUAAGCUAAACAGCUUAAUAAUUCAGCAGAAAGGUUUGUUUUCCCAAGCUAUUAAGUCUCUUUCUCCUCACGUACCAAUUACUGCCUGUGCCAUUCAUUACGAUUAAAAGAUGCUCCACCAAAAAGGAAAAUAUGUUUGUUUCCCCCCCUCAUGAACAUGCUGUUGCAUAUUAUGAUGUAUUUUCAACUCCUCAUUUCCCUUUUGCAGUACACUUUACAUGUAGCCCAAUACUGCGGAACGAUCCACUCGGAGACACACACACACACACACACACCUGUGAACCUGAAGCCGCUCUGCUAAAUUAGCAUCUGUUUCAGUAAUGAGGCAAAGCUGUUAGUGCAACACCAGAGGCAAUUAUGGCGUGGUUCUCUGCAUCAUGAAGGCAACAUCAAUCCAGUCUUAAUGGCAAAUUAAUUACGGCACACAUAAUUCUGCAGCAGGCCUGUUUGAAUACUUUUCAAAUUCGAUUUUCUUUUGUGUGGGGCUCUUUCAUUUUCACAGUUAGACAGGUAAUAGUCUCUGCAUAUGGGUAGUGCAGAUUGGGUCACGCAUUGAUAUUUAAUUAGCUGCAUUGAUGGUUGAUUUAUGGAUGAAACAGAUUUACUUCCAUAUUUGUGGUGCCGUGUGACCCAUGUGGGAAUUUGGAGCAGCUGGAAAACAAAAUCAGUAUUCCACUUUUCUGAUUAAAAAGGCUCCCUUUGUCGAUGCUAAUAACUGUAAGCAAUGUCACCUGGAUCUUCUAGGAGUCCGGAAUUAUUGUAUGCUGACAUUCUGCCACAGCUGCCACAAACUCCACAGUUGCAAUAGAAAGACAGCAUCAACAACAACAAAAUGCAUGUACUGCAGAAAAUACUUGUGAAUUCUGAAAAGCUAAAUUGCUAAAGCAAAACUGGAUUGCUGGCAUAUUUGCGUAAGAAGAAGGUGAAGUAGUGAGAAUAGUUGGAAAAGUGGGAAUGGUUUGGUUUGGUUUUAGUAUGAAUUUCAUUGAAAUGUUGAAUAAUACCAAUAAUGUAUCAAAAAAAAAGUGGAAUAUUUUAAGUUUUUUUGGAAAAGCAGUUGCUAGCUGGUGAAAGUGGAAAUGGUUCUAAUUAAAGAAGCUGAAUAAUA